Molecule: messenger RNA, 1323 nt
Organism: Cucurbita moschata (crookneck pumpkin)
Lineage: Eukaryota; Viridiplantae; Streptophyta; Magnoliopsida; Cucurbitales; Cucurbitaceae
Product: NADH--cytochrome b5 reductase 1-like
Exons: 9
Coding region: 161-1006 (281 amino acids)
Biological process (GO): electron transport chain
Molecular function (GO): cytochrome-b5 reductase activity, acting on NAD(P)H
Source: RefSeq, a predicted model, not a curated record
CUUUCAUCAAUCUCCACCUAACUCGUUCGUUUCAUUUUUCUCCGGUGGCUGCUGCUGCAUUCGGUGAAAGUGGGCUCUGGAGCUGUGGAACGGAAAAAGUUAGGUGAAUCACAACUCCAUUUGAUUUUUCUCAAGGUUUUUGUCUGUGAAAAAUCGUGUAAUGGACUUAUUACAGUCUUUGGAUCCUCAAAUCCUUCUGGGUUUGGCUGUGGCUGUUUUAGCUCUUGCCUUUGGUGCUCUCUAUUUGUUAUCCUCGUCCAAGAAAACCAAAUCCGGAGGUUGCUUGGAUCCAGAGAAUUUCAAGGAGUUUAAACUCAUCAAGCGUGCGCAGCUGAGCCAUAAUGUGGCGAAGUUUACAUUUACACUCCCAAGUUCUACUUCAGUUUUGGGCCUUCCCAUUGGACAACAUAUAAGUUGCAGGGGCAAGGAUGGUCAAGGUGAAGAUGUUAUCAAACCUUAUACACCUAUUACUUUGGAUUCUGAUGUCGGAUAUUUUGAAUUAGUCAUAAAGAUGUAUCCCCAAGGAAGGAUGUCACACCAUUUCCGACAGAUGCGUGUCGGUGAUUUUCUGUCUGUGAAAGGGCCCAAGGGGCGAUUCAGGUAUCAACCAGGCGAGGUCAGAGCAUUUGGGAUGCUCGCUGGAGGCUCUGGCAUUACUCCUAUGUAUCAAGUUGCUCGAGCCAUAUUAGAAAAUCCAAAUGACAAGACGAAGGUACAUCUCAUUUAUGCCAACGUCACCUACGAGGACAUUCUUUUGAAGGAGGAGUUGGAUCUUCUUGCCUCAAGGUACCCAGAUAUCUUCAAGCUCUAUUAUGUUUUAAACCAGCCUCCUGAAUCGUGGGACGGCGGUGUUGGAUUCGUGACGAAGGAGAUGAUUCAAACCCAUUGCCCUGCUCCUGCUUCUGAUGUUCGGAUUUUAAGAUGUGGGCCACCACCAAUGAACAAGGCUAUGGCUGCUCAUCUUGAAGCUCUUGGAUACGCACCAGAGAUGCUGUUCAUGUUCUGAUUCUUCCUCAAAGUUCUUCACUAGAACUAAGCAUCAUUUUUCUUUUCCUCCCAAGUUUUGAAAAUUUGAAUAAUGUCUCAAUUUAGAGCUAAAGAUUUAUGUACUUAGGAGGCUGUUUUCUUAGCUCUUUUUCAUUUUGCAAUGCCGUGGAAUAAUUGAUGCCAUCAUUUAGCAGAGUCCACCCUAGUUUUUUUAUUUGGCUGAAAUUGUCUUUUCAAGAGCAACUUUGAAAUAAGCUUUAUGAGCCUAUAAUAGGCGGGUGGCAACUACGAGACUGAGAUAGUUUAUAUUUGAAAUGAAAUUUGAUUUGAUUGUCA